AUGUACUCAAGAGAAAAAUACAAAAUUUGCUUCUCAAAAAUUGAAUUCUGGGGUUUUACCCUGGGUGGUCUCGUGCUGGGUGCUGGCCUCGAUGGCCUGCUGGGUGUCGAGCAAGGACAGAAAGGAGACCUAUUCCUGGUCACUGAUCGCGGCAGAACCGUCAUCCUCUACAAGGUUUCAGAUCAGAAACCGUUGGGUUGCUGGUCAGUGAAGCAAGGUCAAACUAUAACAUGUCCAGCUGUGUGCAACUUCCAGACUGGGGAGUAUGUUGUUGUCCAUGAUGAUAAGGUUUUAAGAGUAUGGAAAAACGAAGAUGUGAAUUUGGACAAAGUAUUCAAAGCAACACUGUCUGCUGAUGUAUAUAGAAUACAUUCAAUACAAAAUACUGAACCACUUGUAUUGUUCAAAGAAGGUGCUGUUCGAAGUCUAGAUGUUUUGCUUGCAGAACCCCAACAAAAAAUUGAAGCUGUUAUUUCAGAUGAAGAAGUUAUUAAGUGGACAAAACUUUUCUUGGACUCUACUCAGCCUGUUUUAAUAUUUGUUACAGAAAAACAUGGAAAUUAUUUUGUGUAUGUGCAAAUGUUUAAUCCACAUAACUUAUGCAAAUAUACCCUUUUACCUGGAGAAGAAGAACCAGUUACAUUGAGUUUUGCUGCAUCUGUGAAUGAAAGAUUAGUCACUUUGCUGUGUUUAAGCUGUAAUGGGUGUAUAUAUGAAACUUUGAUACCACUAAAUAAGGAUAAACCUGAAGAGAAGAAAGUACUAGUCACAUCCCUCUUACUCAAGACUUCUGUAUCUGGCAAUGUUUUGAAGGGUGAUUCAUUUGCCAUUCUUGAUAAGGAUCAUGUAGCAGUCAUGGGAACUUCACUCAAGGCUCCUAAAGAAAACAUCUCUAUUUGGAAUAUUAAGUUUCAGACAUUACAAACUUCAAAGGAAUUACCACAGGGGACCAGUGGUCGUACCCAAACUAUGUCCCACUUUGUAAACUGGGGAACAUUUCAAGGAGAUGGACUUGAAUCACAAGAUUCAAAUAAUUUAGUAUCCCUUAAAGGACAUUCAAAGAGAAGUUUAAGGACAAGAAAAAAUGAGACAAGGUCUCAGCUGGAGGAUUCAACAAACAAAGAGUUUCUAUCAGGCAUAAAGGAUACUUCUGAAAAACACCUUGAACAACAGUUGAGUAAGUUUUUGGCUGAUAAACGGACACCUGACUUUCAAAUUACUAUUGGGCACAUAGUUUCAGAACUGGUGGGAAGGUGUAAGACAGAACCACCUUUUUAUCCUCAGAGUAGUCUCGUACAACUCAUCCAAACUCAAGUACUUUCUUACAGUUUGUGCCCUGACUUGAUGGCAGUUGCCUUAGAAAAGAGAGAUGUACAUUUGUUACAGUUCUGUCUACAGCAGUUCCCUGACAUUCCUGAAUCAAUUACCUGUGCUUGCUUAAAGGUUUUCUUAAGCAUUGGCGAUGACAGCCUUGAAGGGACAAAUGUGAAUAUGGAAUCAGUUAUUGGUUACAUUGACUUUCCCCAAAAUGAGAAAAUGGAGAAAAAAGAAGUUGUUCAAAAUGGUUUUAGUCCAGUACUUUCAGAAGAGGAUAACAUUGAGGACAAGUUAAAUAAAUCAGAUGGCAUGAUGAAUACUACUCUGACAUGUCCUGUAACUCCCCAAAAGGCAGCUUUACUAAAUGCAAUUCUCCACUCAGCAUAUAGUGAAACAUUUCUUUUGCCCAAUUUGAAAGACCUCACAGUCCAACAUGUCAUUCUAUUUCUCCAGUAUUUGCAUUUCCUUUAUGAGAAAUGUAGUGAAAAUGCUAGUAUGACUCUUCCAGGACCCUGUCCUCCAACCCUGAACCAGAUUAUGGAUUGGAUCUGUCUACUGCUAGAUGCUCAUUUUACGGUGGUUGUGAUGAUUCCAGAAGCAAAAGGAAUAUUGGCAAGUCUUUAUAAGUUUGUGAAAGCCCAGGUAUGGGUUUAUUCUGAGCUCAAUAAAAUUGAAGGAAGUUUACAGCAGCUACAAAAAUUGUACCAGCAAAGAAAUAUGGGAUUGUAUUCAAUUGAAGUGCUUGAACUCAUCUGAGAGUAGCAUCCAUUAUGCAGAGACUUUUAUGAAGACCUCUUUCUUCAGUGAAUUCUCUAUUCCUACUCAUCCAGUUAAACAGAGGAAUUUGUUUUAUGACUUUGUUUUGAUGUCAAGACAAGUUUCAAAGACCAGAGGAAUCAGAACUUACUGCUUCUCACUCCAUAUUUCAUACUGAACUAUUCUAGUUUUAUAGAUGAGUGCUGGGGAGUGGAGAGGCAAUGUUCUGCAAGUAACUUUUUUAAAGUAUAACUUGGUUGAUUUUAAGUAUGUAUUGUAUAUGGAUAAAAAUCUAAUUUCUUACAAAAUUUUUUUGAGUAGUACUUCUUAUAAAACAAUUACCAUUGAAGUAAUACUUAGAAGAAUUUAUUUUAGUUGAAUA
This is a messenger RNA of Gracilinanus agilis (Agile Gracile Mouse Opossum), 2455 nucleotides long. RefSeq names its product nucleolar protein 11-like. Gene Ontology annotation, cellular component: nucleolus; nucleus. The record is from RefSeq and is a predicted model, not a curated record. Gene Ontology annotation, molecular function: protein binding; RNA binding. NCBI's taxonomy places the organism in Eukaryota, Metazoa, Chordata, Mammalia, Didelphimorphia, Didelphidae. Gene Ontology annotation, biological process: maturation of SSU-rRNA.